UCAUCUUAAUGCAUCAUCUUGUCUAAUCUGUUUCAAGCGGCACUAAAAGGAAUGAGCUUUGAGGAGAACGCGAAAGUGUUUGUCAACACUUUCCAAGAUUUCACCCGAGAUCAGCAAAAUGAAGUCCUGAGAGAAAUCCUUCUCAAGUGCCAGCCACUUCAGUUGCGGUUGCUUUACAAUGAGCUAAGACCACUACUGGCUGUAGAUUUUGUGGCAUCACUUCCAAAGGAAUUGGCAGAGCGGAUCUUUUCAUAUCUUCCCGUUGAAUCACUUUGCCAUGUUGCACAGUGUAAUAAGUUGUGGAGGGAAAGGUCAAAUCAUAAUGCAAUUUGGUAUCGUCUUUGUGUGCAACACGGAUGGGAUAGGUUUGGUGAAGAUCUUUUACAAACCCCUCAUGCGCCAGUCUCUCAAGGCUCAAAUAUACCUUUAUCAGAGGACUUCUAUAUAUUAAGCCCUGCUACCUGCAGAUGGAAGAACAUCUAUAUGAGGGCUCUGUCACUUGACAGGAACUGGGCACAAGGGCGAUACUCUGUGGCUCCACUUCUGAGAGGACACAAAGAUCCUAUCACCUGCAUGGCUUGCGAUGGUAGAACCAUUGUGUCUGGUUCAUCAGAUAACACUGUGCGUGUAUGGGAUGUUGAAGCUACCAAGUGUGUUCUUGUGUUGGACUCUCCGCAUACUGAUACUGUGAGAUGUGUGGACCUAAAGGGAUCUCUUUGUGUCACUGGUUGUGGAGAUGGAGUUAUCAGACUAUUUGAUCUUAAAUCUGGACAAUGCCUAAGGUCAUUUCAAGGCCACACUGGUGGUGUCGAGCAUGUAUCUUUUGAUGGCAAUGCAAUUAUAACUGCUUCCACUGACCUGACUGUCCGUGUGUGGAAUUCAGACAAUGGUAAGCUGAUCCACACAAUGACUGGCCAUUCAGAUGAAAUACAGGUAUUGGUUAGACGUGAUGACCUCGUAAUUACUACGUCAUGGGAUGAGACCAUACGGAUGUGGAGCGUGACGUCAGGCACAUGUCUCUUGACUCUCAGAGGUCACACGGAAGCUGUUUACUGUUGUGACUUUAACGGCAAGAAGAUCAUCAGUGGGGGUGGGGACGGGCUGAUUAAGAUCUGGGAUGCUCAUACUGGAGACAAUACGUAUUCUUUGGUUGGACACACAGGAGAGGUGUAUUGUUUGCAGUUUAAUGAUGACAUCGUCGCGUCUGGCUCGGCAGACAGCACUGUGCGACUAUGGAGCCAUCAAGGUGUUCUGCUUCACACACUGGAGGAGCAUAUCGGUGUUGUACGGUGUCUGUGUCUCAGAGGAAAUCGACUCAUUUCCGGUGGAGACCGGAAACGCAUUGCAGUCUGGGAUGUGAAGGAAGGCCAGCUGUUGAGUGUGCUACACCGUAACCCAACCUUACUCCACAUCAUGUGGGCUGACGACACCAAGCUUAUCACAGCGUCACCUGACACGCCAGGGACAAUAACAAUCAUCAACUACUGGUAGGCUUAGUCAAGGUAUGAGUGUGCACGGAGAUAGCACGUGAGCAUCACGAUUCAUGCACGCGCCGAAACUGGGAGAAUUGUUUGUAGUGGUGACACUUCAGGUACCAAAACCACUGAACCAUCCUCGCUGGUUAACAAAAAAGGGAAUGAAAGAAAGUAAUCGAGCGUUCUCUUUUUGCGAGCACACAGUUUGGGUUAGCAGGGCACGCUGGCUUCCUUGGGAGCGUGCUUGAUACAAUUGUACAUAUCUCGUGUGAGCAAAUACAAGUGUGCAGCAAAUAUGGUGGCAACAAGUCUUACUUAAAACAGCGUCAGCAAAACGUCCAAAUGGGCUGAACACAGAGCUUUGUAGCUCAGAUGGAAGCUAGUGUCUGUUUUUACAAAUUCUGAUGAUUAACAAGGUUUAAGCCUGGGCUGAACUGGACCAAAGUGAAAUGCACCUCUCCAAACACAUUUGCAUGAAAGAGGGUGAUAGAAUAAGUUACUGAAUUCAGAACUGAACGAACUUGAACAUGGCUUGAAUACACUGAACUAUCUAGCGUUGAUGGAAGCUAGUGUCUUCUGUUACAAACAGUUGUGUGUAUAAAAGGAAUGCGGAAAGUUUCAACCUUGGAUUGGACACGAUGGAGUAUCACCCCUUUAAAGACACCAGAAUCCGACAACUUUUGACAGCGUUGAGAAUGUGACAAAAGGUAAUUUAUAGCAUGGGACGAGAGUCGUUCAAACAGCCAAACUUCAUUCUGCCAGGAAAAUUGACAAUGUGCUUAGUUAUUGCUGUUCGCAUCCGAUUUAGAGUUGAACUGAAUGUACUGUCAACCCCCACCUAUAAGAACCUAGUUUUUUAAAUUAUUUUGAAAUAGGUUGUGAUAUGUGUGGUGUCUACUGAAAAUUUAGGAUAGUUAGGUUCUUAGAUAGGUUCUUAGCUUCUUGUGUUGAAAAUAUGCUUACUGCAUAUCAAAAUGGGUGUGGUCCUUCCUCACUUACGAGUGACAUUAUGUCGAAAGCCAAACGUAAGACUACAUAUUAAGACAAUACAGUAUAACACACCCUGUUAUAGAUUCCCAGAAUUUACUUGUAUUCUUUAUUCUUGAUAUACUGCAACUUAUUUCCCAGAUAGGACCAUGUUUGACUUGUACAUAAUGGGGUUUUCAAUGCCAAAGUUGUAACCUAUAGGUUGUUAACAAUCACUGUUUUCUUGUACGUGUGUGUUGUCUAUAUUUUUACGUAAAUCGGCCAAAUACAGAUAUGCGUUUGUCAGAGCGUUAGUGAAGGCUCUGUCAAAUUAGUUUUGUGGUAAAAAAUUUGCAGUGAAAUGGUGCAAGUUGUGUUGAACUUAGAUCUUCUGAAUUGCCCGACAAACGAAUGGUCCGAGAAUGAACUCUAAAACCCGUUCGUCUCCGUCACGUCUGUACAUCAGUCUUAUUUGAGAUAUGAAAGGAUUUUGUCCGACUACCGUUGUGUAGAUUUAGGAGGAACGUUAUUAUAAUUAAAAACAGCAACAACGCG
Messenger RNA from Orbicella faveolata, 2996 nucleotides. RefSeq lists its product as uncharacterized. Gene Ontology annotation, molecular function: protein binding. NCBI's taxonomy places the organism in Eukaryota, Metazoa, Cnidaria, Anthozoa, Scleractinia, Merulinidae. The record is from RefSeq and is a predicted model, not a curated record.